This is a messenger RNA of Talaromyces stipitatus ATCC 10500, 876 nucleotides long. RefSeq names its product aromatic ring-opening dioxygenase family protein. The record is from RefSeq and is a predicted model, not a curated record. The transcript is spliced from 2 exons. NCBI's taxonomy places the organism in Eukaryota, Fungi, Ascomycota, Eurotiomycetes, Eurotiales, Trichocomaceae. Bases 1 to 876 code for a protein of 291 amino acids. Gene Ontology annotation, molecular function: ferrous iron binding; oxidoreductase activity, acting on single donors with incorporation of molecular oxygen; zinc ion binding.
AUGUCUACGGAGCCUACCCCAGUUCAUUUCUUCUCCCAUGGCUCGACCAUGAUGUUGGGAGAAGAGUCUACUUCGGCCGAUUACUGGAAGAAAUGCGGUGAUGAGGCCCUUGCAAACGGAAUCAAGGGAGUGGUGAUGAUGGGAGCCCAUUGGGAUUGUUCCGGGCUAAAUAAGAUUCAAGUCGCAAUGAACCCUAAGCCAAAUAAGUCACCUGUCGCAUACGUACAUCCGUCCAAAUAUGUCGAUUAUGAACUCAAUCCAGAUCUGGAACUCGGCCAGGCGUGUAUCGAACUGCUCCGUAAAGAUGGCUUCGACGCUUCUGCCGACGAAAAAUUUGACUGGAUUCACGACACAUAUCUUAUCUUGAUUCGCAUGUUUCCCAAGAAAUGCCCGCCCACUACGAUUAUUUCCGCAAAUUCUCGAUUCGAUCCUCAUUUCCAUAUGCGUGUCGGAGCAGCUCUGCGACCACUGCGAGAGCAAGGAUACCUAAUCAUUGGCACGGGUGGCGCCGUGCACAAUCUUUACCGUAAUAUCUGGGCGCCGAUGCUUAACUAUAUGGAUAAUUUCGCCCAAUUGACGCCUCCAGAAGACUGGGCAAUGGACUUUCGGCAGGCGGUCGAGGAUGCCAUAGUGAAUAACAGUGGCCCUGCGCUUCGCCGCGCAAUCACACGAUUGAUGAAACAUCCGAAAUUCAGAGAGGCGCACGCAACAGAUGAUCAUUUUAUGGCUGCAUUGUUUGUCGCCGGUGCUGUGGGUAGUGAACAGGACAGGGGUGUCUACGGAAGAUUAGGCGCAGAGAGUUGGGAGCUCACUAACAUGUGCAAUUCACAGUUUACUUUUGGAGAAUGGCCUAAGAUUAGUCAGACAGUCAAUUGA